GUCUACACGAUGCAUUGGCGAGACAAAUUCGUGAUACGGGUUCGAUGAUAACAAAAAAUAAAUUCGGCUCAAAUUAAAAAAAAAAGUAAUAAUAAUAAUUAGGUGUAAAAUAGAAAUAGGGCUUCGCGUGAUUAGGCCCUCCGGCGACGUUCAAGUGUAAAGUUUAACGUUUAUAUCAUGAUUUAACAGCGACAGAAUUAUUAACAAUCAUGUCGGUUAUGAAUAGAAUCCGUAAAAACGUACCACACAUUAAACGCAACGUCGAACUCCUGUUCAACAACACCGGUCAGUGUGUCAAAGUCAUAUCGUGCACGUUGUGCAUAUGCUAUUUUUUUUCGUUUUUCGAAAAGAGCAAAGUGAUAUUCGGUGUCACGCCCGGCUACGUGUUUCCGCCGUCGUUUUGGUUAUGGACACCGUUCACGUUCUGUUUCUUCGAGUCGCACCUUUGGCAAGUGUUACUAGACAUUGCCGUUGUAGCCGUAUGUGGUAAACUCAUUGAACCGCUUUGGGGUGAGCUGCAGCUGCUCGUAUUCUUUGCCAUCGUCAAUAUAGGAGUCGGCCUGUCGUGCGCAGUAUUCUAUUACAUACUCUACAUAUUCUACACGUCCACACUUCUACUGUUUGAAGUACACAUACACGGCCUGGCCGGAUACUUGGCUGGCGUUACAGUUGCGGUCAAACAAAUAAUGCCCGACAGUCCAGUCCUAGACACACCUGUUGGCCGUAUAACCAAUCGCAAUAUGCCGUUGUACUCGGUGUUCAUAUCGUUAGUUCUUUGGAUCGUUGGGUUAGUUGAUGGCACCAAACCUACUAUGGUAAUCAGUGGCGUGUUGACUAGUUGGACUUAUUUAAGGUUCUAUCAAAGACACUCAAACGGGACAAGGGGUGAUAUGGCAGAUAAUUUCUCAUUUGCAAAUUUUUUUCCAGUUGUUGUUCAACCACCUAUUUCUGUUUUGUCAAAUUCAAUAUACGGUAUGCUAGUAAAAGCUGGUAUAUGCAGAAAGACUGUACGGAGAGUCGAUAUAGCUAGUGCACCCACUGGUAUUACAGUCGUGCUACCUGGUAUAAGAUCUCAUGAUAUGGAUAGAAGAAAAUUGUUAGCGUUAAAAGCCCUUAAUAAUCGAUUAGUAGAUAAUACCAAAGAAGCAGCUAAGCCUAAUAACGUGGAUGCUGAAAAAAAAGAUUCUGUAGUUAUAUCUAUUGGCGAUAAUGAACUUGCAGCACAAACGUCAUUAUUAAACAAUUCAAUGGCUCCAAAUAAAAUGACGUAGAACAAUAACUUUUCCAUCAACAACAACUAAUCCAAAGAAUUAUCCGUCGCCUUAUUAAUUUACAAUAUAAUAUGCAACACAUACACAUAAACUUGACUUAAUUGUAAUGUGUAUAAAUAUAUAUAUUGUAAAUAUUAAACAUGUUUAUAUUGUACAUAGGUAAAUAUUUGGUAAUUUAAUCAUUUGUAACUAAAUUUUAUUUAUAUAUGUUAUAAAACCUAUUCCUUUAAAAGGUUUUAAUAUAGUUAUUUUUAA
Messenger RNA from Adelges cooleyi (spruce gall adelgid), 1526 nucleotides. RefSeq names its product transmembrane protein 115. Gene Ontology annotation, cellular component: Golgi apparatus; membrane. Gene Ontology annotation, biological process: retrograde vesicle-mediated transport, Golgi to endoplasmic reticulum. The record is from RefSeq and is a predicted model, not a curated record. The transcript has 3 exons. The coding region runs from base 210 to 1271 and encodes 353 amino acids. NCBI's taxonomy places the organism in Eukaryota, Metazoa, Arthropoda, Insecta, Hemiptera, Adelgidae.